AAAAAAAAGGCUUUUGGACGGCUUCAAAAUGGGAACAUCGACUGUCAUGGCCAAAGAACUCACAAAUGAUGAACUGAUCGUAUCUUUUUUGGGACUACCAGCAUACAUAACCGACGAGGAAAUACACAAGAAACUUCAAACCUGGGGAGUAAGAGCAGUUUCUGACAUCAAGCGUCGGGUGUGGCCGGGAACCAAGAUUGCGGACGGAACAAGGUUUGUGAAAGUUAAAUUUAAUGAAACUGUGCAGUCUCUGCCUUAUUCUGUAAAAUUUAACACUGCGUUAGGUCCAGAAUAUUUCAGAGUCAUUCAUGACAGACAAGUUAAAGUGUGUAGAGUAUGCUUACAACCAAAUCAUAUUUUAAGAGACUGUCCUGAGUUUUUCUGUCACUCCUGCGGAGUCCAGGGGCAUUAUGCGAGAGAAUGUUCUAGCAGGAAGAAAGAAAAGAAAUGCAUAUUGUGUAACAAUAAAAUGGAUAAUUGCAUUUGUAAAAAAAGUGAGGUUGAAGAUCAAGAUCAGGGUCCUGUUUCGUUUUCGGAAGAAACAGGAAAUGAAAGUGCUGAGGUGAGUGAAAUAGAGGAUGGAGAGGAAGAAAGGGAAAGUGAGCAGGAGGAGAUGUGCGAGGAUGAAGGAUGUGAAAAUGGUCUGGAUUUGGAACGGGCUGCUGCGGGUGUGCGCCCAGACUCGGAGGUGUCUGGGGUGCAUGGUGCGGUUGUUCCGUCUCGGGUCGGCUGCUUGACGAAUGCAGCCAUUUUAAAUCUGGUUGAGGAAGAGCGGGAAGAAGUUUCUGCUCUUCCUCCCGAUGCAGAGACAGAUAUGUCACAAUCCCCAAUCCUGUCGCAGGAUCAACUGCCACCCUUUCAAACCCAUCAUGAAGCUCUACCACAGAGACUUAAAAUGGCUUCGGAAAUGGAUUCGGACCCUGAUCUUGAUCUUGCCAAAAUUUUACAUUCAAGGAAGCGACUUAGUACUUUGACAACGAAGAAACCCAAAAGGAAAAAUAAAACACAAUGAUCAAAGUAAUCUGCUCUUUCAUAACAAUACUUAUGAUACUUCUCUCGCUUAAUGCCCGUGGGCUCCGCAGAGAACAUAAAGCAGAUGCUAUUAUUUUUCAAACAUCUUUUGAUAUUCUUUGUUUGCAAGAAACCAAAUGGGAUAUUUUGAAAGAAGAAGAAAUGUCAAAUAAAUGGAAGGGGAAAAUGUUCUCAUCUGUAUCUGGUACAAAUGCAGGUGGGGUGGCUACAUUUUUCAGAGAGGGUUUGUUGUGUAAUUGUCAUUUGAUCUAUAAAGAUAAUGAGGGGAGAUUGUUAAUUGUAGAUUUCUUUUAUAAAAAUAAAUUAUGCAGGUUGAUCAACAUUCAUGCACCAAAUAUAGACACACAAAGGAAAAGAUUCUUUCAAGAUUUAAGAAAAUGGUUCACAAAAAAUUGUAUUAUAAUAGGAGAUUUCAACAUAACACUCACAAAAUCGGAUAUUUCAAAUAAUUGUACGUUUUCUGCAGAUUCUAGCAGAAGCACACUGUUUGACAUCAUCACACAUAAUAGUUUAAUAGAUAUUUGGAGACUUUUUAAUCCAGGAAAGAAACAAUUCACAAGAAAACAAAUAAUUUUAGGAAAGUUAAAACAAUCAAGACUUGACUUGUGCCUGAUCUCGUCUUCUCUUGUCCCCGAGGUGUCGUCCUGUCUCAUCCGAGACAACGCCUGGAGCGACCACUCCUUCCUGCAGGUUGAGAUGGGACGAGGCAUCAGAAAUGGGGGUCUCUGGUGUCUGAGUGCUGCUCUUCUUCAGGAUGAAGCUUACAGAGGUGAAAUCGGCGUCCUGCUGCAGACCCUGAGUGGGGAAAUGGAUCACACUGACAACCUGUUAAAAUGGUGGGAUCAGGCAAAAUCAAGAAUCAAAAAUUGUUCAAUAAAAUAUAGUAAACAAAAAAAAAGAAGAGAGAUGCAUGAUGAAAA
Molecule: messenger RNA, 1952 nt
Organism: Cyprinodon tularosa
Lineage: Eukaryota; Metazoa; Chordata; Actinopteri; Cyprinodontiformes; Cyprinodontidae
Exons: 2
Coding region: 29-1012 (327 amino acids)
Molecular function (GO): zinc ion binding; nucleic acid binding
Source: RefSeq, a predicted model, not a curated record